UGUGCUGCUAAAAUAUUGGAACCAAAUAAUUGAGUUAUUUGCCGGUGUUACUAACAAUUUCGCUUGUGAUAAUGAUCUCGAGUAAAAAAGCCACACAAAGAAACUGGUGCAUAAAAAUAUUGUGUCAGAGAAAUUUGGAUCUUUAAUAUGUCGAUGACUGUGCUGAAAGGCUGAUUUAUUCUCUGAAGUUGGAUUAUAUUAAAAUUCAGACAUAAGAAGUCAUCCGUUUAAAUUGAGGCUGCUGGUAUUCAAGCAUUAUUAGUGGAUUAUGUGAGUUCACUUGUGGAGAAGUUGUGACCAAGUGUUGAUAAAAGUUCGGUGUGCAUAAUAUUUGGAUUAAAUUUUGACAAGUCAGAGGGAUGUUACAUAGGAAAUAGGUACCAGUAACAGAAUAAUGUGAUGAUUCCUGCAAAGUGACAUAUUUCGUAAUAGAAGGAUUUAUCUUAAUUGAGAGGAGAGGGUCACAACAGUGAAAACAUGGGGACAGUUAGAGAUCUGAAAGAUUUCAUGCUGGAAGCAGAACUAGAUCAUUACUACAGUGCCUUCAAAAAUGAGCUCAAGAUUGCAACUGUUCCACAGAUUAAAUAUGUAGCAGAAGAGGACCUGUCAUCUAUAGGAAUGACCAAACCUGAAAUGAGGCGGCUCAAGAAAUUCUACAAGAAAGAAUGUCCUCAAGGGAAGCUAGAGAAAUUUAAAAGGGCAUUGAUGGAGAAAGCCAGUUUGAGCCCCACUUCACACAGAACACUCAGUCCCACACCUGAUCACCGCAUAUCCAGACCUAUAUCUUAUAUUCGACCUACAGGCAAACAGAUCAUAUCCUCAGAUGUUAUAGAAGUGAACAAGACGCUAGGGGAAGGGGAGUUUGGGGUGGUCCAGCAGGGGGUCUGGACUACAGAAGAGGGAGAGAAGGUCCAAGUUGCGCUGAAAUGUUUAAGUCGUGAACGGCUGGAGAACGGUACCCAGGAGUUUUUGAAGGAAGCCGGGCUCAUGCAGACGAUAGAUCAUGAAAAUAUUGUACGCAUGUACGGGGUUGUGCUAGACAAGAAUUCUUUAAUGUUGGUGACAGAGUUAGCUCCCAUGCGCUCCCUACUGGAAUGCCUUAAAGAUCCAGUGUUGAAGCAGGAUUUUCCGUUACCACGGUUAUGUGACUUUGCCCAGCAGAUCUGUGAUGGUAUGAGUUAUCUGGAGAGCAAACGACUGAUUCACAGAGAUCUGGCUGCCAGAAAUAUACUUGUGUUCAGUAAAUCUAAGGUGAAAAUAAGUGAUUUUGGUUUAUCACGAGCUUUAGGAAGAGGGAAGGAUUAUUAUCAAAGUAAUUUUAGUAUCAACCUGAGGCUGCAAAUAGCAUGGUGCGCUCCGGAAUGUAUCAAUUACCUGAAGUUUACCUCAGCCAGUGAUGUGUGGGCAUUUGGUGAACUGUUUACUAACGGCUUCCAACCAUGGGCAGGAAUGAACGGCCAACAGAUAUUGGAUGCAAUCGACUCGCCCAAUCACCAAAGAUUAGAACAGCCAGAAUUGUGUCCAAAGAAUUACUAUGAUCUCAUGUUGAAAUGUUGGGACCAUGAACCUGAAAACCGACCAACCUUCAGUGAAAUGUACAUAACACUACCACAGAUGCGACCCACUCAGGUAAAGGCAGUGAAAGAUUUCCCAGAAAUUACUGUCCCGAAAGACUACAUUUACUAUCGUGCAUAUGACGUCAUUUCUGUCCUCGAUAAAACACCUUCACAUCCACCUGUGCCAGGUUUAUGGAAGGGUGCACUAACCAGUGGAAAAGUGGGAUAUUUUGACCCCUGCAAUACAGUCCCUUUCAUAGAACCAAAGAGUAGCCCUGAUGGGGGAACACCAAAAAAGUCAAUCACAAGAAAAGAUUCAAAGAGAUCUGCAAGUAAGAAGAUCCGCCCCGACAUGAUAAGCCGACCUCAGAAUGAUCUACGUCAUACAGGUCAUAUAGGAUAUGAUGGUGCCGUAUUCGGUGAUGUUGGCUUUAUUGGCGAUAAUUAUGAUAAACUGCCAGUUAAAACUGCUUCAAUAGGUAAACUAGACGACAGCCGUAAUUCUAUUAACCUGACCCGGAUGUCAGACAGUCCAGAUAGGGAAGUUAAGCUAAGCCUAUCCGACUCGUCCUUGAAUGGUGGACCAGGACAUAAAACUAAUGGUUUUGGUAGAUCAUGGAUAAGUGUAGAGUCGCUGGAGUCACAGUCUACCGGACGGACAGACGAACGAGACGACCACGCUGAUGGAUAUUUAGAUAUAGACGAUGACUCUAUCCUUGCUGAUUUCAAAAUGCCAGAUCUUGGGUCUUCGUUUGAUUUCGGUGGAUCUUUCAUGGAUGAGGUACUUAAAGCGCUCAGUGAGAAGGAAACCCAGCUCGAGUCAAAUAACGAGAAACAGUCUACGAGUUCUAAAGAAGAUAUGGCUUCUCCUAUUGCAGAACGAAGUUUGUCGGUAUCUCCACCAAAAGAGGUUCGAUCCCCACCACCCCCACUGCCUACACAGCCUCCGAGAGUGGCUCCGCGGAGAUUUCCUAGCCACAAGGAGGCAAAACCAAGCAAGGCCGAAGCUCAGCGGUUACAGGCCAAAGUAAAACCAAUGUCCACAUCAGACGAGAAAAUGAUGGAGGAAGCUAUAAACAUUGCAAACGAGUUCGCCACGCAAAGUGAGCGCGCACAAAUGGUGCGACAAGAAUCUCUAUCGGACAGACCAGCUGACGACAGCGGUUCUAGUUCCCCGAGACUUAUUUCAAAACUUAAGGCGUCCAUAAAACGAGGUAGUCCAAAAUACGAAAGACAGCGAUCUUUUUCGGACAGUUUGAAUCAGGAAAACGAUGAUGUGCCUCCUGAGGCACAAGAAGCUUAUAAUAUGUUAGUUGUUCAUGGGUCGGCUAAGGAGACCUCUCGUGGGUAUCAGGGUGCUUAUGGUAGUGACAUUGAUAAAAGAGAAUCUCUAGUUAGUAAUGGAAGUGUCGGACAUAAUUUCUCCUAUGCAGAUUCAUCGUCUUCUAGUGUAUCUAGGACUCCAGACAGGGACACCCCUGUUAGAAAUAUAUCUAGACAUUCAUCAGAAAGGAGUUCUGUUUCCCCACCAAAUUUAAAUAGGUCAUCAAGUAGAGGAGCUGACAGGCCAGUACCGAAACCCAGACCGGAUGUGCCACCACCAACUCUACCUAAGCGUGGAGAAAUUCCUGUGCCAAAACCCAGACCAGAGAUUCAGCGAGUUGAACCAACGGUGCGAGUUGAACCGACUGUUCGAGCUCCGCCUCCAAUACCAUCUAAAGACUUUGACACUUCUAGUGCUAUAAGUAGUGAAAGUGCUUCAAACAGUGCAUUUGAUAAUCCUUUACUGAUAAAGGAAGAUGACUGGAAAAAUUCAGAAGAAAGUUUACGAAGUGACAGAAAUUCUCAACAUUUACAAGAAGAGAAAAUUGACAGUUUAAACACAAGCACAGACUCUGGGAGAAAAUCAACAAGUCCCUCUGAUGUGUCACAAUCAUCCGCUUCUAAAUUUUCGUUUUUCGAGGAAGACUUUGAUCAGCCGUCACCAAGGGAGAUAAUGAGUAAACUUGCAAGGGAAAGUCGGUUACGACGAUCCCUCGAUCACCAGACUGGUGCAACAGCUGCUGGUGAUGCCGGACCAAAUAGAAACUUACGAGAACCUCAGGGUAUACCUGGAAAAAGUUUUGCCACAGUCACAACAGAUGAGGAGGAGGUGGAAACGAACCCACUUCGUAUGCUUCGUGGUGGAGUGAUCCCUGUACGUGGCGGCAGAGGUGGUUCAGGUAUGACAUCAAACAAACCUACCCUCCGUCACCCCAAACUUCACUUCUCAACCGGAUCAUCAUUACAACAUUCGGUUUCCAUGGAUACAGGCAGGGAUAGGAAUGCGAGUCAAACGCAAUCCAAUGUGGUUCUCCAGGAGUCGGGAAAUGAAUCAUUAGAUUCGGGGAAUGGUUCCCCUCCAGCUUUACCUCCCAGGGAGAAGAAUGGUGAGGAAGUAGAUCUCAUGCAAAAACUCUUCGGUAGUGAUGUGACAAGAGAAGACUGUUUAGAGGCACUACAGGAUACAAAAUGGGACCUUCAUAAAGCUAUCAAAUUUAUUAAACUAAAACAACUUCUUAGCAUACAGCUAGGUGAUGUUAGUCGGUGCAAGGAAGCUUUGUUAGCAUGUGACUGGAAUAUCCAGAACGCGGCCGAUUAUAUGUUAAACAUUGAUGGAGGACGGUCGGGUAGACGUACCCCACCCAGUCCCGAAUGUGUAGACGUCUAGUCAGAUAACCUUUUGACCUUUAAGUGAUAAAGUGAAUACAUUUACUUAAAUCAUGGAUUUGAGAGAUACAUGUAGUUCCUUAGCGUAGAGUACUGCACUUAACAUAUGAUGUUGAAUUAGAUACACAGUUUUGAAUUGGAUUUCUUUAAAAACGCAAGUUCUUUUCUGGUCACAUGACUUUAGUCAAGUCACAUGACUAAGACAAUGCCAGUCAUGUGAUCACAAAGAGGAUCAAGAAAGGAGUUAUUGCUCUUCAAGAAAACGACGAAAAGUGAUGAAAUGCAAUUCGGCUGGAUGUUUCGUAAAACUGAAACAGUGCUAGUUUAGUCAUAAUAAGAACUGAUCUGAUCUUUUUAUAGAAUAGUGCUAAAAAAAAGUAGUGCAUAUAUAAAUUAUACAUUAAUUUUAUUGUGCCUGAUAAAUUAAAGAAAAAAAGUGCAAUUUUUUUUACGGUCUGUGUUAAGUUUCCAGGAAUGGAGAGUUGAAACUGAACGUGGACUACAUUUUUCUUGUGUAUGAAUUUUUUUUCUCGCGUAAGAAUACAUGUAUCUGCUGUUACUCGUCUGCUGUUCAAAGAGGUUGUUAAUGAAGUUAAGCAAAUACUUAAUCAGAGAUAAUGUCUUUGUUUUCAACGAAAAUUAUAUGAAGUUUAAAGACCAGCCCAUAUGGAUUUUUCAAGAUUUUUUUAUCAAUAUUUAGCCUUGACAACGCUUAUGAAAUGUGAAGUUUGCAUGCAAUGCAAUACUCCAGUAACUACAUAUAAAGCAGAAGAAGAGUUAUAAUCAUUUUGCACCAAGUCAUCGGGCUGGUCUUUAAACUUUAAACGUUAAAACAUUGACUGAAAUGAAAUUGCUGUAUAUGAUAAAAAGUGCAUUUGAUAAUACACAUGAACAUUUAUAAUAUAUUUAUAUAUUUGUUGCUCAUACUUGCGUAUAAGAGCUCAGUUAUGUGUUCAGAAUUAAAGUUACCAUUUGAAUGGGUGUUUUUUAAACAUUUGUUUUGUUUUCCUGCACUUAGGAUGUUCCAUCUGUAAUACAUUUAUAGUGAGGAAAUCUGUUCUGCCAACCUGAUCCCACAACAUGCGCAAGUCUAGAUACUUGAUAAUGUGACUCCGCGGUGAAAUUUUUUUUACUACUUUGAUCUAGUUGGGUACAAAUAAUUUGUUUUCAUACAAAAUAAACAAGAUAGUUAAAAAUUACAGAUGGAAUAUCUUGACAUGUUCAUGAAGUAAAAGUUUAAUUUGUUAACAUGUUUAAAAAAGACCACAUUAAAACGUGCACCAAUUUAACCCCUAACCUGCUGAAACCGAAGUGCUUAAACUGUGCCACAAGUAGGGAUGUCAAGGCCAGCCUGCUCUGCCGUUCAGUCUGACCUGGCUCUAUACUGUUGGUAGCUCAACUUAUAUAUUUGAUGUUGAAAUCCCUUAAACUUGGAAUGGACUGUUCCAAAUUCAAAGCUGGGCAAAACCAUUACACAGAUUCAGCAGGUUAAGGAUUAAAACGUCUUGUUCAUUUACCAUACAGUCAAACCUGUUAACAAAGGCCAACCAAGGGAGAGGUCAAUCGGGUCUUUCAUAGACCAGUGGUCUUUAAUUGGAGGUUCCUAUGUUCUUUUAAAUCAUUAAAGGAUUGUCUGAGUGGCCUUUUUACACAUGGUGGUCUUUAUUCAUAGAUGGUCUUUUAACACAGGUUUGACUGUAUCUACAAUUCAUAUAAUUAUUAUACACUGUCAAUCAUACAUUAUAUAUGCAUUAUAAAGCUGACAUAAUUAUUUGUUCGUCAUAGCACUCGUUAGCAAGAACAUUUGUUUUUGUAAGGGCACAUUAUAAAAUUUUUACUUCAGAGUCUAUGUAAAGAGCAGUCUUGCAUUGAGCCCUGGUCUCAGGUUUCUAAAACUUUUUUCCUGAUCUCUGGAUUUUCAUUGGUCAAUAUAAAUUCUCUUCUGGUUUCUGACCAAUCAAAUACCUGGGAUCUUUAAAUUUUGAAAAUUUCAAGAAGAGCAAGUAACUGCAGGUGAAGCAUUAAUUUUAUACAAUUUUUGAUGUUUCUCUGUUAAAUAAAUAAGCAGACAAUCCACACAAACACGAACAUUCAGUAAUUAAUUUUUAUUUUUUUAUU
Molecule: messenger RNA, 6383 nt
Organism: Ruditapes philippinarum (Manila clam)
Lineage: Eukaryota; Metazoa; Mollusca; Bivalvia; Venerida; Veneridae
Product: activated Cdc42 kinase-like
Exons: 21
Coding region: 478-4266 (1262 amino acids)
Biological process (GO): protein phosphorylation
Molecular function (GO): protein tyrosine kinase activity; ATP binding
Source: RefSeq, a predicted model, not a curated record